Molecule: messenger RNA, 637 nt
Organism: Megachile rotundata (alfalfa leafcutting bee)
Lineage: Eukaryota; Metazoa; Arthropoda; Insecta; Hymenoptera; Megachilidae
Source: RefSeq, a predicted model, not a curated record
UCGUUAUAAGGACUGUGAAUCUUGAUAACGCAUCGUUAAGAGGAGAAUAAACACUGUUGCACUCAGUUUUGCUGUAAAACGAUAUCGUCCAGACCAGCUUUAAUGAGAGGGUUACUAAUGUUUUUGAUAACUCUAGAACUCUUGAAAACUGCUGAAUCCGUGAAGGGAGUGAUGUGGAACAAGAAAAGUGGGAAUUUUGUGCCCAUCUUCGGUAUUCCGUCUUUCGGCGAGAGGAAGCAGGAGGUUUUCUUGAAAAGCCGAGAACAGGAGACGCACAACUUCCAAGGGAAAAUUGUUCGUUUCUCAUAUUACGAGAUGACCAAUCUGGUCAACACCGAAGAAAACGGAACAAAAGUGAGUGGCGCGAUUGGUGAAUUGUGGAGUAUUUUAGCUGAUCACUUAAAUUUUACGUUAGUAUAAUCAUAUUGUUAUGUAGAAUAUAUAAUGUGUAAACUGAAUUUGAACGUAUUAGGUUGAAGCCAAUUCUCACGGAAGAACGGAGAUUGGAAAUAUACCUCACUAAAGAUGAUGAUGGUGAUUUGUUACAAGUUACUCAGAUUAAUAAUACGGAUGUAAUACCGAGGGUAGAAGCUUAUGGACGAUCUCGUGCUGUUAGGCUUACUAUGCCAUUAUGGGU